Messenger RNA from Penicillium brevicompactum, 1701 nucleotides. Its product is annotated as tannase and feruloyl esterase. The transcript has 3 exons. The coding region runs from base 1 to 1701 and encodes 566 amino acids. The record is from RefSeq and is a predicted model, not a curated record. Lineage: Eukaryota; Fungi; Ascomycota; Eurotiomycetes; Eurotiales; Aspergillaceae.
AUGGUGACCUUUAAAAAAAUUGCAGUUUUGCUUGUCUCGUUGGGGUGCAUAGCUGCUACAAAGCCCCUUUCUUCCGAUGAUUGUAACGUCAAGCGUUUUCAAAGCUUCAUUAAUACCAAUGGAACCGAUGCAACCGUGCAGUCAGCUACCUAUGUUCCUGCAAAUGGAUAUCUCAACCCAAUGAACUACUCUUCAUCGACAGAGUUUCCCACGAACCUUCCUGAAUCUUGUGCGGUUCAAAUCAGCGUUGCAUCUGAGGGAAGCUCAAGCUACCUAGUUGGCAUCAUAUUGCCAUAUGAGUGGAAUGGACGUCUACUCUCUGCUGCCGCUGGAGGAGGAAUCAACUGGGUUGACAUGGUUCGUGGCCCACAAACAUUGUCCGUUCGAUUGCUUACCGAGGUACCUCACCAGGGCACUGGGACACACUAUGGAUUUGCUACUUUAUCCAGCAACUUGGGUCAUGUUGGAAUCGACACGGCUGGUACAUGGGCGGUUAAUAGACCGGAAUCUGUCAUUGAUUGGGGCUAUAGAGCAUGGCACGGUACCACCGUCUUGGGCAAGUUGUUGAUCAACGAAUGGUACGGCACUCCUUCCAAAUACAACUAUUUCUACGGCUGCUCUACUGGGGGACGCCAGGGCAUGAAGAAUCUUCAGACGUACCCUGAUGAUUAUGAUGGCAUUAUUGCUGGAGCCCCAGCAUGGUGGACGACCCAUCAGCAAUUGUGGAAUUUGAAGCAAACCGUUUAUCAAGCACCAGCAGAUUCGGCGCACACCAUUCCAGAGAAAACGUUUGAUCUUAUUGCUGCAGAGGCAAUCAAGCAAUGCGACGGGCAAGAUGGAUUGGUUGACUCUAUAAUCUCUGACCCUCAGGGUUGCAAUUUCGACCCCAAUACCCUAGCUUGCAACGCGACAAGUAUCACUGGGGAGUGCCUUACUUCGCCACAGCUGUCCACGCUUUUCAAGCUUUACAAUGAUUGGGUCGAUGUUAACCAGACAUAUGUCUAUGGGCACAUGUGGCUUGGCAGCGAAGCCUCUUGGUUACUAGGGAAUAUCGGACUUGGAAGAAAUACGACAAUUGAACAACAAUAUUGGUAUCCCCGAGACAUCCUGGGUCUUGGGGAGGACUUUACUUGGGAAGAUCUGAGCUACAAGACCGUUGAGUUGGCCGACAGGCUGAACCCUGGCAAUGCAACAGCCGACAAAUUUGACAUCAGCGAUUUUUACAACCGCGGUGGAAAAUUCCUACACUACCACGGAAUGUCCGACGCUUACGUCUCCCCGGAUGCCAGUAUUUACUACUACAAUCAAGCCUCCAGUGCCAUGAAGCCCCAGGGAGUUGACAUGGACGACUUUUAUCGUUUGUUCCUUGUUCCCGGGAUGGAGCAUUGUUUGUCCACUCCAGACGAGGUGAAUGCCCCAUGGUAUUUUGCCGGACCUGACCAAGCCGCAACCAUUAACACUGGAACGUACAGUACCCCUGGGUACCGAGAUGCGCACCAUGAUAUUGUCCUAGCUAUGAUGGCCUGGGUCGAGAAUGGCACGGCCCCUAACGACAUCAUCGCGACCAAGUGGAAAAACGAUACGAGUGCGAGCGAGGUUCUGCGCCAACGCCCCAUCUGCCAUUAUCCAUACCAAGCCAAACACAAUGGCAAGGACGAACCAAACGACGCGGCAAGUUGGUCAUGCGAGACUUUGUUCUAG